This is a messenger RNA of Hevea brasiliensis (rubber tree), 1119 nucleotides long. Its product is annotated as TLC domain-containing protein At5g14285. NCBI's taxonomy places the organism in Eukaryota, Viridiplantae, Streptophyta, Magnoliopsida, Malpighiales, Euphorbiaceae. The transcript has a single exon. Gene Ontology annotation, cellular component: membrane. The record is from RefSeq and is a predicted model, not a curated record. Bases 171 to 914 code for a protein of 247 amino acids.
UCAAAAUUUAUCUACAAUUCCUCGAGUGCGAAGCAAAUUCAAAAUUCAGAGCAGUCAAUCCAAACCCCACCCACUAUCCCUUUCUCUCUAUAAAGGAAAAAUCUUCAACCAUUGUCAUCAUCCUCUUCCUUCUUCCUAAUUCAAGUCCCACAAAGGGUUUCCAUUUACAUAUGGAAACCCUAAUUCAAUCUCUCCCAAAUCUCCCCCUAUUCUUCUCCUUCUUCCUUGUCAUUUAUUUCUUAGCCCAAUUCCUUGUCUUUCGUAAUUGGAGCUCCAAUGUCCGUCCUGAAGCCUCCAGUUGCUUAAUCUCCCUCUUUCACGGCACACCCGCUGUUUUUUUAGCCUCUUACGCCAUCCUCGCUGACCCACGUCGCGGUUUCUCGUCGCCCAACACCGCAAUACAGGCUGCCGUUCUUGACUAUAGCAUUGCAUAUUUCUUGAUGGAUCUAAUUCAUUACCUCAUUUUCUUUCCUAGCGAUGUUCUCUUUAUCGGACACCAUUUGGCCACCCUUUUCGUCUUCCUUACUUGCCGGUAUAUGGUCUCUCACGGCGCGUACGCCAUACUCUCCUUGCUCGUCCUCGCCGAAGUGACGAGUUUUUGCCAGAACGUGUGGACGCUCGCCGGUGCGCGAAGGAAGGAUGCCAAAUUCGCCGUCAAGGUGUACAAUUUCCUGUCUGCUCCUUUUUAUUCGUUUUACUCUUUGGUGAGGGGUUUUUUGGGUCCAUAUUUUGUGUAUCGAAUGGGAGUGUUUUAUAUAAGUGGGGCUGCAGAUAGCGUUAUACCCAAAUGGGUUUGGGUUUCGUGGAUGAUCGUUGUGAUAGCGGCAAUUUCUGUUAGUAUUUUGUGGAUUACCAAUUUGUGGAUUGAAUUGUAUAGAGAAAGGAAGGGCAAGUUUGAGAAGAAAUUGAGAUAAUAAGGGUAAAAGCCGUAGCCUUUUAUUUAUUGUUAUGUUCUGUGGUUAGAGAAUUUCUAAGCCAUAGAAAUGUUGUGUAACACUGGAAGCUUGGUGGGUGUACUGCUCAUUAUUGAUUCCCAUUUUUAACAAUGCCUCUUUUUUGUAUUCUUUAUGUAAUUUUGGAUUAUCAUGAAAUUAUGUUAAGGAGAUUUUUUUUGUCUUC